This is a messenger RNA of Impatiens glandulifera, 1138 nucleotides long. Its product is annotated as striated muscle preferentially expressed protein kinase. NCBI's taxonomy places the organism in Eukaryota, Viridiplantae, Streptophyta, Magnoliopsida, Ericales, Balsaminaceae. The transcript has a single exon. The coding region runs from base 131 to 928 and encodes 265 amino acids. The record is from RefSeq and is a predicted model, not a curated record.
CAGUCUCCCCCUUUCUUCCAACUCUCUCUCUAAUGUCUCAUCGCCUGAAAAUGCCAUGUUUUCAUACCUAAAGCUCUGUUCUCACUUCUCAUAAACCUAACAUUUAACACCCGAAUUGCACUUCUUCAUAAUGGGUAGCUGCUUCAGCACUAUCUUUAAGCCCACCGCCUCUGCUCCUCCACCUCCUCCUUCAAACCACCAACGCUUAUCCGAUGUCAGAUCCGACAUUCCUUACCAAGCCGAAUCCACCGCGCCUCCUCUGCCUCCAGAAGAGGAGUCGGUAAAGGAAGUUCUAUCCGAAACUCCACUUCCAAAGUCUCAGACUCAGAUCCCAAAGAUUGAAUCACCCCAAGACAAUAAACGGGUAAACUGGCCGCCGGCGAUAGAGAAGGUGGUUCCCAAACCAACCAUCGUCCCUUCUCCGGCAGAGGAGACGUCUGAAAUGUCAGAUCUUUGUAGCGUGAGUGAAAGCGUCUCCGCAAUGUCGACAGCCACGGCCACUGAAGAAGGUGAGGUGCGGCAACGGUCGCCGGCGAAGUUCCGUAACCGGCUGGUCGCGGGUCAGAGGAAUAAUGCAGUUGGUAAGUCGCCUAUGAGAAGGUCAACCCAGCCGUCUCCAGGUCGUGUUCAGACUGGCGUCCGUGACCGGCAGAAAAGAGAUUUGGGGGAGAUUUCAGGUAGAAGGUCGAGAUCGCCGGCAACCCGCGUUGCCGGAGGCGACGGUGUCGUCGGAGGAGGUAGGAAGCCUGGUCUGAGCCGGAGUCCGUCGGGCAGGAGGGCCGGUAAAUCUCCCGGUCGGGCAAGAUCCGACCCGGAGAAAUGCCCGAAACAGGAGGAGCCCGCUAACAACGAAGACAAAUGGCCACCGACGGUGAAGGAGUCACUGGAAAACCCGCUUGUGUCCUUGGAAUGUUUCAUUUUUCUUUAGACAGCACUGUAAUUUUCUAGAAACUGACAGGGUCAAUUUCGGAAGUCUGACAAGCCCCAAAGAUUAAAAAAUAAUCUUGGAGCAUGCGUUUCGUGUUAUGUUUCAUUGGGACCAUGAGCUUAGAUUGAUUGAAAGUCAAACCUAAACUACUUGAGAUGGCAUGGUCAUCUUCUGUUCAAUAAUCUCUAAAUUACCCUCAUUUUUAUUAAU